AUGGCAGUUAUUUGUCUCUGUAUUGAUCAUGAUGUGGUGACAUCAUACCCCCAAGUAGUUGUGGUCCGAGUUCCAACACCAGCAGUUCAGUCUGACAGUGAUAUCACCGUCUUGCGACACCUGGAGAAGCUAGGCUGCCGACUCAUCAACCGACCACAAGGUAUUUUGAACUGUGUCAACAAAUUUUGGACAUUCCAGGAGAUGGCUGGCCAUGGCAUCCCUCUUCCUGAUACUUUUUCUUAUGGUGGGCAUGAUGACUUUGCUAAAAUGAUAGAAGAAGCAGAACCCCUAGGUUAUCCACUUGUUGUGAAGAACACUCGAGGACGCUUUGGAAAAUCUGUGAUCCUUGCCAGAGACAAACAACAUUUGUCUGAUCUCACUCAUCUGAUUCAGCAUGAUGCCCCAUACCUGUUCCAGAAGUACAUGCAGGAUUCACAUGGGAAACAUAUCCGUGUGGUGGUGGUUGGGGGACGUGUCAUUGGUUCCACGCUACUUUUCUCAACGGAUGUGAGAAUACAGAGUAACCGUUCACAGGGUGGCAUGGGCAUGAUGUAUUCACUCAGCGAGCAUGGAAAGCAGCUAGCUAUUCAGUCUGCCAAUAUUCUCGGCAUGGACAUCUGUUCUAUAGACCUUUUCAUGAAGGAUGAUGGAUCGUUUGUGUUCUCUGAGGCCAAUGCCAAUGUUGGCUUCAAUGCCUUUGACCAGGCAUGUAACGUAGACUUGGGUAGUAUAAUUGCAGACUAUGCCCUUUCCUUGUUACCUAGCAGAUUGACCAGGAAGAUGUCAAUGCAGUCUGUUGUGUCAAGCACCAGUGAAACCAGUGAACCGGAAGUUUGUGCCCAGGCCAGUGCCAUUCCUGAAAAUCUCUACACAAUGUGUGUUAGUUCACCAUCCAGUGAGAGUGAUCCUGAUCUAGCAGAAGUCCAACAUUCUUCCACUGUGUCCCACUUACAGCACUCUGCACUUCCUGGUCCUAGUUACACCAUUAACAAAAUCAUUACUUCACAAGUGAAGGCUUAAGGCAGCAAAAUGGCAGAGCCUUCCAAGCACAAAUGUGCCACUUCCCUGCUCAGUGGCUUGUUAAAAUUGUAAUCAGCUGGGUAAGGGUACAAUUCAGAUGAAACACAUGUCUACAAUUCAUGAAUAUGUCAAAAUGAGUUAUAUAAAGCUAGAAAAUAAAGAAGUACUUCAGGCAUGAUCUCUCCAUAAAAGCUGUAAACAGAGCAACCUUGCAUGAAACACACUGAAAAACAGUAUUCUUCUGUUUUGGGCAAGCAAUAUUAAUUUCACUCUCUAAAAGGCUGACAAAGGGAUUACUCUCUUUAACUACUGGGAGCGCAUUUAAUAAGUACUGAGUAUAUGCUUAUUCAGUACUUAGCACUGUGUGCACAUUAACUAGAGUAUGAUUUUAAUUUAAACAUCAGAUGUUUGUUUUUAGUUUUCAGGCUUGCAAUACAUGCUGGAAGUUACUGAGGCUUUUUGAGGACAUCACCAUGUUAUGAGAAAUAAACUGAUUAAAACAGAAUUGCACUGCUAA
Messenger RNA from Protopterus annectens (West African lungfish), 1537 nucleotides. It is a transcript of the gene RIMKLA, whose product is annotated as ribosomal modification protein rimK like family member A. Gene Ontology annotation, molecular function: ATP binding; metal ion binding; ligase activity, forming carbon-nitrogen bonds. Lineage: Eukaryota; Metazoa; Chordata; Ceratodontiformes; Protopteridae. The transcript is spliced from 5 exons. Gene Ontology annotation, cellular component: cytoplasm. Gene Ontology annotation, biological process: protein modification process. Bases 1 to 1020 code for a protein of 339 amino acids. The record is from RefSeq and is a predicted model, not a curated record.